AUGUCCCACAGUGACAUCAAUAAAUUGUUCAGCAAAAGCUCAAAGACAAAGAAUCUGACUGAGGACAGGACAGGGCUUAAGAACCCGGCACUGAUGAGGCAUAAUCUUAUCAUUCAUGGUUUAUCAUUUCAUUGUGUCUUAUCAUUUUUGUUUUUCACAGAUGAGUUGGUCAAGGCUCAAACAGGACAAUUCUACUCAUUUGGGAUCAACAGUGGAGACGCGGUCAGCCCCCAGAUUGAUGAUGGAAGCUCUCCUGUAGUCUCCCUUGCUGUCAGCUUUCCCUUUUUUGGACAAAUAUACCGCCAGUUAUACGUGAACAACAAUGGCUUCAUAACAUUUGACAGUCCCUCAAGUACCUAUGUCCCCUUUCGAUUUCCAGCCCGCUCAGGCAUUGAUAUCAUUGCACCAUUCUGGACAGAUCUUGACAACAGAAACAAUGGGAUCAUCUCAUACCGACAGAUCACCUUUGGAAGUGUCCUUCAACAGGCUACACGUGACAUCAACCAAUACUUCCCUCAGAUUCAAUUUACAGCCAGAUGGGUUUUUAUAGCAACUUGGGAUAGAGUGGCCUACUACCCAACCAGUGGAACGGAAACUACAUUCCAGGUCGUUCUCAUCUCAGGUGGAACAUAUUCAUUCGUUCUCAUGAAUUAUGGAAUUAUAGCAGCAACUGGCAGAGGUGUGGAGGCUGGAUACGACACAAGAACCUCAGACCACCAUUUUCUCAUCCCUGGAUCUUUUGAAAGCAACAUUACCAAUCUGAUGCACACCAGCAACGUCAAUGUUUUGGGACGCUGGGCAUUUCAUACCGAUUCUGGAAACACCGGCUGCAUGUUUAAUGGCAAUCCAGUGCAAGUGGGAGACAGCUUUUGGAGUGACAGUACAUGCCAGAGUAAGUGCACCUGUGUGAGCAGUGGCAAUCUGAGAUGCCAAAGUCAGCCGUGUGGCUUCGACCAGGUGUGCCAGGUCUCCACUUUCCAGUACUCCUGCCAGACUGUGCAGAGAAGGACCUGCACCAUUGCAGGGGACCCCCACUACUACACCUUCGACGGCAGACUCUUUCACUUCCAGGGCACCUGCACAUACGUUCUCUCCCAGACCUGUGGCAGCAGAGCCCAGGGGCUAGCGCCUUACCGCGUGGAGGGCAAGAACGAAAACCGCGGGAGCACGGUGGUGGCGUGGACAAAGCUCGUGCGGAUUAUUGUCUAUGGAGAGGAGAUUGAGCUGGUCAAGGGCAACACAGCUCAGGCCAAGGUGAACGGCAGCUUUGCCACAGCUCCUUUCUCUCUGCACAAUGGGACUGUCCGUAUCUAUCAGACUGGAUUCUCUCUGGCAGUCAGCACUGACUUUGGCUUGACAGUGGCAUAUGACGGCUACAGCUAUGUUACCAUCAGUGUGCCAUAUGACUACCUCAAUGCCACCUGUGGCCUCUGUGGCACCUUCAAUAACAACCCUGCAGAUGAUUUUCUCUCCUCUUCUGGCAGCGUCCUGAGCUCCGAUGUCAACUUUGCCAACAGCUGGCAGGUGUACAGUGAUAGUGAACCAGGCUGUCAGCCUCCUUGUGUGGGGGCAUCUUGUGCAGCGUGCCAGCCACAACAGCGAACCCUCUUUUCCAGCAUUUCCCACUGUGGCAUACUGGAAAAUCCUGUGGGAGCCUUCAAUGUCUGCCAUUCCAGGCUGCCCCCCAGCUCUUUCGUAGAAAGCUGUGUCUAUGACUUAUGUGUGGGUAGAGGAUACCAGCCUAUCUUGUGCCAGGCACUGAAUGUAUACGCUACGCAAUGCCAACAGGAAGGACUCCAUCCUGGUCAAUGGAGAAGACAAGGAUUCUGUGAAAUCACUUGCCCUGCCAACAGCCACUUUGAACCUCAGGGCACAGGAUGUCCUGCUACAUGCGCUGACCCUCAAGCGCCAUCCCACUGCCCUCUGCCCUCUCAGGAGAGCUGUAUAUGUGACACAGGGUUUGUUCUGAGCGCAGGGACGUGCGUUCCUGCGGCCCAGUGUGGCUGCACCUUUGAGGGGCGGUACUACAGUUUCGGCCAGACCGCGCUGUUGGGUGCGGAUUGCGGCCGCAGGUGCACGUGCCAAAAUGGUCAGAUGAGCUGCCAGGCUCAUGCGUGUGGCCCCCAGGAGGCCUGCCGCAUUGAGAAUGGUGAGCGAGGCUGCUACCCCCUGAGCUAUAACAUGUGCUGGGUGGAAGGGGCCAGGCGGUACCGCACUUUUGACGGGCUGACAUUCGAGUACCCUGGAGCCUGUAGCCUGACCCUGUCCAAGGUGAUGGGGCAGUCCUCCUUGCGCCGCUUCCUGGUGACUGCUAAGAAGGUACCCAGAGGCACACCGGGAGUUGACUUUGCCCGAAUCCUGAGAUUUGAGACCAGUGGUGUGGAGAUUUCCAUUGAAAUGGGACCAAAUCCCAUUGUACAGGUGGGUGAACAGAAUACCAGCCUGCCUUUCAGAAGAGAGGCAGAAGGGGUCCAGGUGUACUUGGCCAGUUUGAGCCGGGUGGUAGUACAGACUGACUUUGGUGUCCGCAUGGAAGCAGACUGGCCUCACCUGGUGAGGUUGACGGUUCCCAGCACUUACAAUGGGACACUUGGAGGGCUCUGCGGGAACGACAACGGAUAUGUUGGGGAUGAGUUUUGGACUCCUGAUGGUUCAUUUGAAAAUGACUCCCAGUCUUUUGGAGACAGCUGGCGGGAUGGGAGCCUGUCUGCCUUCUGUGUGGAGAACUUGCCUAGCACCUCACCACGCAGUGGAGGCAACAGCAGCCAGUACCUCUCCGGUCAGUUCUGUGGUAUAAUGGCUCUGCCCCAAGGGCCGUUUGGCCAGUGCCAGGGCAGGUUCAAUCCGAGCGAGAGGAUUGACAACUGCGCGAGGGAUAUGUAUCGGCAAGGAGGAGCCAGUGAGGUGCUGUGCGAAGCCCUGCGCAACUAUGCUCUGCUGUGUCAACAGAAUGGCAUUGCCAUCUCCCACUGGAGGAACCUCACAAACUGUCAAAUAAACUGUCCACCUCACAGCCACUACGAGCUCUGUGAGACCUCCUGCCCGGCUGCUUGCCCGUCGCUCUCCUUCCCUUUCACCUGCCAGGGAACCUGCCAAGAGGGAUGCCAGUGUGACAAUGGGUUCAUCUUGAGCAACGGCCAGUGUGUGUCUCCCAUUGACUGUGGCUGUCAAUAUCAGGGGCGGUACUACCGGGGCGGGCAGAGCUUCUGGGAUGGAGACGGGUGCCACAACUUUUGCCAGUGCAACGGAACCACAGGGAAUGUCCAAUGCUCACCGUCUUCCUGUGGGGAACUGGAAUCCUGCCGUAUCGUAGGAGAUGAUUAUGGCUGCCACCCUAAACCCCAUGGCACUUGUGUUGCUGCUGGAGAUCCACACUACCUGACCUUCGACGGAAGAGCCUUUGACUUUCAGGGAACCUGUGACUAUGUGCUGGCGACGCUCUGCAACUCUUCGACAGGGCUACCAAACUUUCAGAUUGAGGCACGCAAUGAGAGGUGGCAAGGCCUCUCAGUAUCUGUUACCUCAGACGUGUUCGUACAUGUCUACGGGAACGUGGUGCACAUCUCUCGAGGGUGGAGUGGAACAGUAGAGGUUGAUGAUGUGACUAAGAAUCUCCCAAUCCUCCUGCAAAGGGGUCAAGUGUCUGUUUAUCAGAGUGGCAUUUACACCUUCGUCAGUGUUGACUUCGGCUUGACUGUCAGCUACGAUGGCAACAGCGUUGUCUCUAUCACCCUGCCUCCACGUUUCAGAGGGCGCACCUGCGGCCUGUGCGGCAACUUCAACGGCCAGCCAGCAGAUGACUUUGUCACCCGCUCGGGGGCCCUGGCGCCAACUCCCUUCGACUUUGGCUCAAGCUGGAAGACAGCCAACAACCGCAGCUGCAGCGAUGGCUGUGGUAACUCGUGCCCAGCAUGCCCUGAUGAUAGAGUGGCCCGGUCGCACUGUGAGGUUAUUCAGGCCAGCAAUGGACCCCUGGCGUUCUGCCACUCCACAGUCAGCCCAAACACAUACUUCAACGACUGUGUUUUCGAUGUCUGCCUCUCUGGAAACCGUAAUGAUGUCUUGUGCAGGGCCGUCCAGGCAUAUGUUGGUGCCUGCCAGGCAGCAAAUGUCAGAGCGCUCCCCUGGAGGCAAGGCACACCAUGUGCUAUCUCCUGUCCGGCACACAGCCAUUAUGAGAUGUGUGGCACCGAGUGUGGACAGACCUGUGCUGGCACAAUCGAUGCGCACUGCGAUCAGACCUGCUCAGAGGGCUGUUUCUGCGAUCAGGGUUUUUUCAGAAGUGGAGAUCGCUGUGUCCCUGUGGAGGAAUGUGGCUGCCAAUAUGAUGGAUUUUACUACAAUGUUGGGGAAACGUUCUGGACACCAGGAUGUUCACAGCGGUGCAUGUGUCACGCCCACCAAGACUUGCGCUGUGUGGCAGCUGGCUGCACGCCCAGGCAGGAGUGUACCAUUCGGAGAGGUCAGCUGGGGUGCUUUGACCUCCUGUCUACCUGCACAGUUACGGGAGACCCACACUACUUCACCUUUGAUGGGGCCGUGGCUCACUUCCAGGGCACCUGCUCGUAUGAGAUCUCCAGGACCUGCGGCAAUGUGACCUCUGGAGACAGUGCCUUCCGCGUUGUCGCCAAAAAUCGCCAUCAUGGGAGCACGCUGGUCUCUUUUGUUUCUGCUGUGGACAUCUGGCUUUCUGAGGGAGGACAGCAGACACACAUUUCCAUUGGCACGAGUAGAAGUGUGCAGGUGAACAACAGGGCAAUCUCCAUUCCUUCUGCCAUUGGGUCUGUUGCUCAAGUGUCCUGGGACAGGGACUUUGUGGUGGUAAACGCCUCGAAUGACCUGGAAGUACACUUCAAUGGGAGGAGCACCCUGUUCGUCAGGCUUGGGCAGAGUCACCGCAGCUCUGUGUGCGGGAUGUGUGGGAAUUUCAACGGAGAUCCAGCAGAUGACAAAGAUCUGCCUAAUGGUUUGCCUGCAGGGAGCGAUGAAGAAUUUGGCAAUGGGUGGAUAUCAGACACCAGCUCCCCAGGCUGUGGGGCACGUGUUAGGAGUGGAGCUCAGGGCUGUCCAUUCCAGCAAGAGUACACCGAGCUCUGCAGCAUCAUCAGCAACACCACAGGCCCCUUCGCAGAGUGUCACAUCCACAUCGAUCCUGAGCCAUACGUCAGCGCCUGUGUGUAUGACCUGUGUCUCUACACCCCCGUCAAUGGAAUCUUUUGCUCUGCUGUCAGUUCCUACGAGGCUGCCUGCAACAUCCUGGGUCUUGAUAUUCCUGAGUGGCGCCCAAGUGUCCAAUGCUCCCUGACAGACCCCUGUGAGCAGCUGCACUGUACUGACCAGGAGUGGUGUGGGGAAAAGGAUGGAGUCUAUGGCUGCUUCUGUAAUGAGGACCACGAACGCCCAAAUGCCAACAACUAUGACGCUCAGGAGACUUGUUUCAGCAGUUCAGGCAUAAUGUCACUGUCCAGAUGCCUGCUGUUUGAAGAAGGAUUCCCUCCUCACAUUUUGCAUCUCAAUGAUCCCAACUGCACUGGGACUGUCAUCAAUGGUCGGGUGGAAUUUCUCUUUGACAAUGACAAUCACACCUGUGGAACAUCCCUAACGACAAACGGCACACACUUCAUCUACAACAACUCCAUCCAUGGGGCCAUUGACUCCAGUGGUGGGGUCAUCAGUCGAACAAAACAUAUAGAUCUGAAGUUCAGCUGCGUGUACCUACUGUCUGAGACCAUGUCUAUGCCCAUUGGCAUUCAUCCAUUGGAGAGCAUUGUGAGGAAGAACCUACCUUCAGGCAUUGGGACCUACCAGGUGCGCUUGGUUCCUUACCAAGAUUCACAGUUCAGUCAUCCUUUCACGGGGUCUCAAGUGGACCUAGAGCUCAACCAGAGGGUUUAUAUUGGAGUUUUUGUGAGUGGAGUGGAUGACCGGCAGUUCUCCAGUGUCCUUGAGUCCUGUUGGGCAACACCUGUGAAUGACCCAUUUUACAGCAUUCGAUGGAACCUCAUUACCCAUGAGUGCCCCAGCUCUAAUGACCAGACAGUGGAGAUCAUCCAGAACGGUGUCUCCACCACCAGCCGGUUCUCCUUCCAGAUGUUUGAAUUCAUAGGAAACACCUCCAUGAUCUUCCUGCACUGCCAGGUCAAGCUCUGCAUACUUGCAGGAAAUGACUGCUCUGCGCACUGUUACCCAGGAUACCAUCGCAGAGUGGCCAGGGAUGUGAAUUUCCAUGAUGGCACCUCAAUUUCAAUGGGUCCUCUGACUUGGUCACAACGAUCAGAGUUCCGAAAAGUUCGAUCUGUGACGGAUGGCUCGUCUGCUGUCUGUCCCAGCCUGCUUCUGCUGCUGUGUUUCAUUGGUACUAUGCUGAUGGGCUAGAUAUCAGGGACCAAAUUCAAAGACUAAAUCUAGAUUUUCAGGGAUAGGUGUAUAGGGGACACACUGCUACAACCUUUUCAUAUUAUUUUGCCAGUUGAAUGUUUUGCAUACAGUAGUACAGAAAGAGCAAGUCACUAGUAAUAAAAUUAGUAUAGCUUUGCAAUACAAGGGAGGUAGGAAGAGUGCUCUUUAAUUUAAAGAAAAGCAAUUUUAGUGGAGGACAACUACAAUAUAUUAAUAUUAAUCAAACUAGCCUCCAGCAGGCAACCCAUUUGGAAUAAACAGUAAAAUGCAAAUUAGUAGGUGAUUCAGCUUAUUCACAAUAUACAGUCUAGAAUCCUCUGUUUUGUUAUGAUCAUUUGAUGAAAUCUGUAUACAUAAUUUGUAAUACUUUGUAAUGCAUACCUUGUAGUCUGUUCCAGCCUAACAGACAAACGUCAGCAUUGAGUUUAAAGGUUUUUCUGUGGUCCAAGAGAGUGGCACUAUUGUAUUGAAGAAGAAAGAAAGUAUUUUAUUUGUUCUUGAGUUUUAUUAAGUGAAAUUGUUAUUUUCUAUUUUUUCUAAGGAACAAUGAUGAAGACACCCAUAAUAUUGUAAAAUGGUAAAUAUAAUGGUACUGGUAAAUUCUUAUUUUUUAUUUGAUCAUUGUGGUGGUGUUUAUAAAGAAAAGACUAUGUGAAUCAAAAUAUAUCAAUUAUACUGUAUACCACAUUCAUUUAAAUUAUAAUUGCUAAUAAAAAUCAAUGUUAGGAAGGAUUUGAAAUAGACAUUUAAAUUUCAGAAUAUGGGAGUAAAGCUUGAGUUUAUACUAUAUUGUCAAAAGUAGAUUGCAUCUGAAUGAUUAAUGGUAAUAAAACUAAAUGCUUGUAUAAAGUUGUUUAUUUUCAUUUCAGCUGUGAUUCUAGUUAUGCCAGUAGAUAGAAACAGAAAAUAAAACUGUCUUCUAAUGUGUAGGUCUAGAUUCAGGUUUGGUUUUGAUAGCAAGCACACACAGCUUUGUGUCAUCCUCAGUUGAGAAUUUACAAAGGUACUGUAUAAAUAAUACGGGAUUUGGCCAUUUCAUUUAUUUUACUUCUACAAUUAUAACACUGGGCUGUCCAGU
This is a messenger RNA of Lepisosteus oculatus (spotted gar), 7477 nucleotides long. The record is from RefSeq and is a predicted model, not a curated record. NCBI's taxonomy places the organism in Eukaryota, Metazoa, Chordata, Actinopteri, Semionotiformes, Lepisosteidae.